Messenger RNA from Geodia barretti, 501 nucleotides. The record is from the annotation of a GenBank genome assembly. NCBI's taxonomy places the organism in Eukaryota, Metazoa, Porifera, Demospongiae, Tetractinellida, Geodiidae.
AUGCACCUGGGUGUCGUAAAGGUGCCCGACCCCAGGCUGGAAUACCUGGCCGGGAUAUACAAACCUCGCAAGGUGGUGCCGGCCGAGAUCCGUUACUCUGAUUUGCCGGGUCCGGAAUCGAUGGCGAAAUCGCAGGGCAUCAAGGGGCGCUACCGGAACGUGUUGCAAUCGGCGACCGCGUUUUUGGUCGUGGUGCGGGCGUUCGCCAACGAACUGGUGCCGCAACAUAACGGCGAGAUCGAUGCGGCGCGGAAUCUGGAGACCAUGUUGGAUGAAUUGUCCUUCGCCGACCUCGAGGUUCUCCAGCGUGCAUCUCGGCGGCUGGACGACCAGUUGAUGAAAACCAAACCCGCCGAGCGGUCCAUGGUAGCGCGACACAAGGAUGCCGUCGAAAAGGCGCGGUUGGGCCUGGACGCCGGGACGCCGUUGCGGUUGCAGCAGUUGACGGAUUCUGAAAGAGCGUUCCUGGUCCACUACCAGUUAUUGACCGAUAGGCAGUAA